Monopterus albus (swamp eel) is the source of this 2292-nucleotide messenger RNA. RefSeq names its product dual specificity phosphatase 1 (gene dusp1). Lineage: Eukaryota; Metazoa; Chordata; Actinopteri; Synbranchiformes; Synbranchidae. Gene Ontology annotation, molecular function: MAP kinase tyrosine/serine/threonine phosphatase activity. The transcript is spliced from 4 exons. Gene Ontology annotation, biological process: endoderm formation; negative regulation of p38MAPK cascade; protein dephosphorylation. Gene Ontology annotation, cellular component: cytoplasm; nucleus. The coding region runs from base 291 to 1421 and encodes 376 amino acids. The record is from RefSeq and is a predicted model, not a curated record.
CACAAGUACGAGCUGUAUAUAUAUACCUCUUUCUAGACGCUCACGGUUAGAAGCCAGUAACUGGGUCGUGGAUGCUACUAAACUUUUAAAGAAUUACAACCACCGGAUACACUCAAGAGGAGGAAAGGGCAAGAUUUGUUCGUGUUAAAACUUUUGUUGUUGUUUAUGUGCGUGUUUUUCUCUCUCUAAACCGCCUAACCGGAACAAAGGACUCGCGCUUCAAAGUUUAUUUUGUGCCUUUUGGAAAAACGCCGUUUCUCACAGCAACCCACACUUCUCGUACAAGCUUUAUGUAUUUGGAUUUAAUAUUUCUAUCUCAGCGUCCUACUAUGGUCAUAAUGGAGGUCCCCACCAUCGACUGUGCGUCCCUCCGUGGUUUGUUGGACGGCGAUGGCCGGGGCUGCCUGCUGCUGGACUGCCGCUCCUUCCUGUCCUUCAACUCGUCCCACAUAUCGGGCUCCACCAAUGUGCGCUUCAGCACCAUAGUACGGAGGAGAGCCAGGGGGGGAUUGGGACUCGAGCACAUUGUCCCCAACGAGGACACCAGGAACCGGCUCCUGUCCGGGGAGUACCAAUCUGUGGUGCUGCUUGACGAUCGCAGCUCGGACUUGAGCCAAGCGAAGAAAGACGGGACGUUGAUGCUUGCUGUUACGGCCCUGUGCCGCGAACCCUGUGGAGCCAGUGUUUUUGUUCUUAAAGGCGGAUUUGACACAUUUUCAACAGAGUAUCCAGACAUGUGUACCAAACCCUGUCCACCCCAGGGGCUCAGUCUGCCGCUGAGCUCCAACCAUCCUGGGAGUGCAGACCCAAGCUGUAGCCCAUGCAAUACUCCUUUGUAUGACCAGGGGGGUCCUGUGGAGAUCUUGCCUUUCCUGUACCUUGGCAGUGCUUACCAUGCAUCCAGAAAAGACAUGCUAGACAUGCUGGGGAUCACUGCUCUAAUCAACGUCUCAGCCAACUGCCCCAACCACUUUGAAGAUUCCUUCCUCUACAAGAGCAUCCCUGUUGAGGACAACCACAAAGCCAAUAUUAGCUCCUGGUUCAAUGAGGCGAUAGAGUUUAUUGAUUCAGUGAGAAAUAAAGGAGGGCGUGUGUUUGUGCACUGUCAAGCAGGCAUCUCCCGCUCGGCCACCAUUUGCCUUGCCUAUCUCAUGCGAACCAACCGUGUGAAGCUGGACGAGGCCUUUGAGUUUGUCAAGCAGCGCCGCAGCAUCAUCUCCCCCAACUUCAGCUUCAUGGGUCAGCUGCUCCAGUUCGAGUCCCAGGUCCUAGCCUCAUCUAGUUGCUCGUCAGAGGCGAGUAGUCCAGCUAUCAGCAGCAGCAGCACGGUCUUCAAUUUCCCCGUCUCCAUCCCUGUGCACACCUCAACUGGUCAGCUCUCAUUCCUCCACAGUCCCAUCACCACCUCUCCCAGCUGCUGAGGAAGGUGCCGUUCACAUUUGAACUACUCCUACUCACAAGUGACUCUGCACCAAACACAGUCUUGAUUAGGACCCAUUUUAUGGUGAUACAGGUAUCGCUGUACACAGUGGGAACUGUUAUUUGGGGUCAGUUUAUUUGACUCUGUGAUCUGCUGACCUCAUCAUUUUAAGGGGAGAUGUGAUUACUACCGUCAGGCAGUAUUGAUGUUUAACAUAAAUGUGAAAGUCAUCCAUGCUUUUAAUCCUAGAUGACCUAGGAAACAGCUGAAGAGAUAGCUGAGCUCCUGUAGAGGAAGUUAGAAGUAUCUGAAUAUUCUUUAUUCAGAGGACUUUUUCAUGAAGUCAACAGCUUUUGAUAAUCACAACCAUUUUUAAUCUAAACAAAAUGUAGAGGGCUAGCAGCUGUCCCCGGGAGUGCUGGCCUAUCCUCUCAGAUGUCCAUUUUUCUUUCUGUGCUAAAGAGAGCAGUGUAAACCUGUCGCCCAGCGUCCCAUAGAAGUCACCCCUUGCAUUUGACGAACAAUGAAUGUAUCCCCUUCUUUCAGUGUAGACGUGACGGAAAUCUCCAUGUUCAGUUUGAGAUUUGAAUGGGGGUGGUUGUCGAUUCAAAUGCAAAUACCUGCCUUUCAAGACAUCAUGAAACCCUGACGAAGCUGACACACUGGGGAAACCGACCAUUAAAUACCUCAUGUUUCUGUACUGUGUACUGCAGCACUGAGGCGGACAGAGUCCCAGAACUACAAAACUGGGGCCAUCUAGUCCUCAGUGACUGCAUCCUGACAUAUUUAUUGAACUAAAGUAAUAUAUUUCUUUAUAUCUAUUUUUACAUGUUUUUAUACUGUUGAAUAAAUCACAUUUGAAUUUUAUACUC